AUGUCUACGCUUUCAGAAGCUGAUGUUGAAAAUCUUGUGGCGGAAUUGCCCAGCACAGAUGAAGAUACAGAACAAGUUUGCCCAACAGAGAUAUCUGACUAUAAAAACGAGGACGAAAACCACAGAAGCGAGACUUGUGGCGAAACAAUCGAGCGAAAAUUAAGCGAGCACGUGGUUGAUGUUGCUGGUAAAGACGAAGCCGAAGUCAACAGGAAACAUUCAACUUGCGAGGAAUGUCAGAACCGCAAAGACGAAAUUACAGAAAUAAAAGCGAUUAUAAACAAAAUUAAAACUAACCAAAACGAAGACCGAGAAAAAUCAAUUAUAAAAGCGAUAGAAUCGGACGAAAGGAUAAAAUCCUUGCACGAGGAAAACUCCAAAAUGACGGAAGAGAUCAAAUGUCUUAAAGCUACAAUAUCCGAACUUGUCACUGACAAUGAGAACAUAAAAAAUAUUCUCGACGUCAAGCAGAAUGAAUGGCUGAAAAUAGCGGAAAACCCGAAUCCAUCAAAAUGUAGUAAAACUGCAACAACGCCGCCUACAACCUCAGUACAAAACCAGUUUGAACUGCUCAAUGAUGAAAAUUGUGAGAGCGGAAUAUCAUCGCAUGAAUUAGACUCAAACGAGCAAACGAACACGUACGUAAAUAGCCAGAUUCAUGAAUAUAGAUCAAAGGCACAAUCGAAGUUUGAAAACCGAAAGAACCAAACUCAUGCGCAGCAGAAGGAAAAGAAGAACCAUGUCCAUGCAAAGAAGACCGGAUCCAAAAAUGAAAUUAAAAAAGUCCUGGUAAUCGGCGACUCGAUGGUGAAACACAUCGAUCGGGUGAAAAUUGAGCGAGCUGCAGGUUGCCAAUCAGUCGUCCACUCUUACAGCGGCGCAAGAGUGGAACAAAUCAGUUCUAAAAUUAAAGAAUAUUGGUCAGAAGGGGAGCAGUAUGACACAGUUCUCCUUCACGUGGGCACCAAUAACCUCGCUUCUGAAGAGCCAGAAGAA
Messenger RNA from Paramuricea clavata, 996 nucleotides. NCBI's taxonomy places the organism in Eukaryota, Metazoa, Cnidaria, Anthozoa, Malacalcyonacea, Plexauridae. The record is from the annotation of a GenBank genome assembly.